This is a messenger RNA of Syngnathus acus (greater pipefish), 2324 nucleotides long. Its product is annotated as plakophilin-1-like. Gene Ontology annotation, cellular component: nucleus; cytoplasm; adherens junction. Lineage: Eukaryota; Metazoa; Chordata; Actinopteri; Syngnathiformes; Syngnathidae. Gene Ontology annotation, molecular function: cadherin binding. Bases 66 to 2192 code for a protein of 708 amino acids. The record is from RefSeq and is a predicted model, not a curated record. Gene Ontology annotation, biological process: cell-cell adhesion; cell-cell junction assembly; intermediate filament bundle assembly. The transcript is spliced from 13 exons.
CCGUCAAACUGCCCGACUCUACUCAUUCAUCCCCGCGUCACGAGAGCCUCGGAACGUCCGUCACGAUGGCCGGCGCCCAUCCGCUGAAAUCGGCCCUGUCCAUCACCCCCGUGGACGACACUUCUCUGGCCUUGCCCUCGGCGCACCAACAGUAUCGUUCCGGAGAGCAGCGCGUCCUGGAGCAGGUGCAGAGCGUGCAGAGGACCAGGUCCAGGCACUCCAGCAGCAGCAGGACUGGCUCAACCUCUUUGUCUCCGACCAGCCCUUUCAAUGAUGAAAUGUUCGAGUCCAGCAUGUCAAAGAGAAAUGUCUUCUUUGGGAAUGGUCAACUAAAAACUCUCCCUGUUGAGAAAAGCCUCAACCGCCACUCAUUCAACAACACAAUUAGCGGCGCUGCCAAGACCACCAACACCUUUCACCGUCGCUACGAGUUCGGCUCCACUCCCGUGGGCCGGAUGGCCCUCAACCGCGACGAGCCUGACCAGAAUCGGCAGCGCUCCCUACCCACACCCACGGAGCCUCCGCAUUGGGUCCUCUCCGACCGCAAAACCCACAGAACGGAGAUGCGCAGCGGCGGCGGGCAGUUCAUUGGCACCCAUCAGAAAUUCCGGACCAGUCCGCUUGACGUCAGUAAAACACAGUUCAAGCCUUUGAUCGAUGACAGUCCCACCAAGCAGAGCAAGCUUCCUGGCAAAGGGGAUUCUGGGUCAAGCGGAAACAGUGCAAUGGCUGACAUCACCAUGAAGGAGGCUGUGGAAUUCCUGUCCCACGAGGACAUCAAAUACCAACUCUGUGGAGCCUCUUAUAUCCAGCACAACACCUUUGUUGAUGACAAAGCUAAGGAAGAGGUGCGGAAGUAUAAGGGGAUCCCUCCGCUGGUGGCGCUGCUGAACAGCUCGAACCCAGAUCUGAGCCAGACGACCUCGGCCGCCCUGCGCAACCUGGCCUUCAAGAACAACGACAACAAGGAGGAGAUCCAACACUGCGGCGGCAUCACGUCUGCUGUGGCUCUGCUCCGUGAAACUGACUCCACUGAGAUUCAGAGGCAGCUCACCGGUCUUCUAUGGAAUUUGUCGUCUGCUAACAGCCUGAAGACGGACCUCCUCAAGAGCACGCUUCCUGUCUUAAUGGAGCGCGUCAUCCUGCCUUACACCACAAGCCCGGAGCGGGGCACGGCCAGCGGGCCCGAUCAUGAAUCCUUCUUUCACGCCACCAGCUGCCUGCGAAACCUUAGCAGUGCAAAGCAGAGCAACCGACAGACCAUGAGGAAAUGUCGAGGUUUGGUGGACUGCCUGGUCGCUUACCUUCAAGACUGCGUGGAUGCUGGCAGGACAGAUGAUAAGUGCGUGGAGAACUGCGCAUGCAUCCUGCACAACCUCACCUUUGAGCUGGAGGCCGAGGCCCCGGCCUUGUUCAAUCGCAUCACGGCGCUGGCGAAGCCCGUUGGCCCCGUAGACAGUCAAGGUGACGCCGGGCCCAUCACCUGCUUCAGUCCACCCAGCAAAAGCUCAGACAACAAACACUACUUUGAUUUCCCAGUGGUAGAGGACCCCAACCCGACUGGGGCCGGCUGGCUCAUCCACUCCAAAACCCUGCAGAAUUACUUGUCCUUAUUGGGCUCAAGUCAUCGGGAUGAAACUCAGGAGGCCUGCUGUGGAGCUCUGCUGAACCUCACAGCCCAGGAAGGCAUCGUUUCCAACGUCAUGAGCCAGACUGUGGCGCAAAAACUGGAUGGCCUACAAGUAAUCACCCCGCUUUUAAAGUCAGACAAAGUCACCUUGCAGAGGAACGCGGUGGCCUUGAUGCGGAACUUCAGCAAGAACCCCAACCUGCAAGGCAUCUUGGCUCGCAAAGUGUUGCCUGAACUCCUGGGCAUCCUGGGCGCUGGCACCAAGGAGGGCAACGAGUCUGACGACACGCUGGCCUUGGCGUGCCAGACUGCCAACUUCCUGGUGGCCAAGGAGCCCGAGAGCGCCAAGCGCCUGCUAAAUGGUGGCUUGAUCAACUCACUGAAGGAGCUCAGCGAGAACAGAUAUUUUCCCAAAUCCAGCAAGUCGGCAUCAGUGUUCCUCUACCAGCUAUGGUCUGACAAGGACAUCCAGAACCUCCUAAAGAGGCAAGGGAUGAAUAAGUCAUCCUUCGUCAAUGACGUCACCACGGCGGCCCACAAGUCGGUACAAGUGAUCGACUAGGACGCAGGGGCCCGGUCACUCUGUGCGUGCCGACAACCUUUCUCAUUUCAUUUUGUGUUCUCUAAAGUUGGAUUGGUGAGUGAUUGUUUUAAAAAAAAAAAUGUCAAUAAAGUUUUCAGGGUCAAAAAUUGA